UGGUGUGCUCGGUGGGGCUCAUAACUGCCACCUCAUCUCCUUAGCUGAGCCUGAGUAGUGCCGUUGCUUAAGGCAGGGGAGCUGAGUGAAAAGUCCGAAUCGCCAUGCAGGAUCCUGGUGAGGCCACAGGUGGUAGAACACGGGUCGAAGAAGGCGAGGAUGGACAGCAGCGACCUCGAGCUUCCGAUAUCCAGGCUAGCUCUCAGAGUUCGGCGGCAGAGGGUGACCAAGACGAGGUCCCUCGUGAGAGUGGCCCACAAGAUGCCAAUAGCCAGUCUGUUCCAGGCAGGUCCCACCCAGGGAGCCCUUUAGGGUUAGGUGUGGCCGCUGAAGAGGCAGCUGUCGUUCUCCAAGAUGAGCUACCACCACUUCUCUCUGGACCCAGUGGAGAUGCUGUAACAACUGCAAGUCGAUCCCUGGAAUUCUCUGUAAGAGUGCCUUUCGGGUCUGCAGUAGAGGCAGACAUGGUCCGCAGGUCCCUGGUCGCCAAUGCCCAGCGCCAGCCACCAAUGGUUCCACAGGAGUACACUGUGAAUGACAGUACCUUGGUUGUUAGGUGGACAACUGAUGACAUCAGUCUCUUCCAGAUUUCCAUCAAUAGCUUUCUUGACCAGCUCUCCCUGGUGAUGAGAAAUAUUCAGCACUUCCAGUUUGUGGCUGUUGUCAAACGAGGAAGAGGAAGGAUUCAUCACACCUAAACUUUCUCCCCCUAAAAGACAGGACAAAGGCAUUUCGUGGUUUUGGUAAUUGUUACCUUGCCUUCAAAUUUCAAUGUUUUGAUGCGAUUUCCCUUUUAUCAGCCCCAUGGUUAGCUUGUUUCCCUUUUGCUUAAGGAAAGGGUGCUUAAAUGUUUGUUGCUGAACAAAAUAAAACUAACAUAUUGUGGUUUA
This is a messenger RNA of Myodes glareolus (Bank vole), 890 nucleotides long. NCBI's taxonomy places the organism in Eukaryota, Metazoa, Chordata, Mammalia, Rodentia, Cricetidae. The record is from RefSeq and is a predicted model, not a curated record.